CGCAUAUUUUGUAACACCUGCACAUGUUUGUGUCUUGUCUGUUUUGGUCUGGUCGUGGUUUUCAAGUUUUAUACAUUUCCCAAUUCGCAUAAUUUAAAAAAUGGAAAGCAAGACAGCGUCGAUUUCGGGAUCAAAAAAGAUUUCACUAAAACCAAAAAAUGUGAGAUCUUCAGCUUAUGUUAAACGAUUAAAGGUUGCACUAACCAAACAAAAGGUAAAUUCUAAUUCUGCUCACCAAAGAACACCACUUUCAGCUCCUCAAAGAAAAACUAAAGAGAGAGCAUCGAUUGCUAGUGAUGCAAGACAAAGAUUGGAAUCUGCACGGUUCAGGUAUCUGAAUGAAGAGCUGUAUACCAAAAGUAGUAGUGAAGCAUGGGAACUUUUCCAAGAAGACCCCCAAUCAUUUGAUAUAUACCACAAGGGGUUUAAGAACCAGGUUUUGAAAUGGCCAGUCAACCCAUUGGAUAUCAUCAUCACUGAUCUUAUGAAAGGUCCUAGAAACUGGGUGAUAGCUGAUUUUGGUUGUGGUGAAGCUCAGAUAGCAAACACCAUUCCUAAUAAAGUUCACUCUUUUGACCUUGUAGCAGCAAAUGACAAAGUUACUGCUUGUGACAUGGCUUCUGUUCCUUUGGCAACCAAAGCUGUUGAUGUGGUGGUAUUCUGCUUAUCUCUCAUGGGUUCCAACAUACAUGACUUUUUAAAGGAAGCUAAUCGAGUUCUUAAAAUUGGUGGAACUCUGUAUGUAGCUGAAGUUGAAAGCAGAUGUAGCAACAUUAAUGAUUUCUUGAAAACAAUUGAACGUUUUGGAUUCCAACUCAAAGAAAAUAACGUUCAAAAAUACUUUUUUCUCGCAAAGUUUAGCAAGAUUCAAAACAUGAGUCCCAAAGCAACUAUGCCAAGAAUAUAUUUGAAACCUUGUCUGUACAAAAAACGAUGAAUAGAAAAGUACACAUAAAUGUUGAACAUCAUAA
Daphnia pulicaria is the source of this 971-nucleotide messenger RNA. RefSeq names its product ribosomal RNA-processing protein 8-like. Gene Ontology annotation, biological process: cellular response to glucose starvation; rDNA heterochromatin formation; regulation of transcription by glucose. Gene Ontology annotation, cellular component: chromatin silencing complex; rDNA heterochromatin; nucleolus. The transcript has 6 exons. Gene Ontology annotation, molecular function: methyltransferase activity. NCBI's taxonomy places the organism in Eukaryota, Metazoa, Arthropoda, Branchiopoda, Diplostraca, Daphniidae. The record is from RefSeq and is a predicted model, not a curated record. The coding region runs from base 101 to 937 and encodes 278 amino acids.